Elaeis guineensis (African oil palm) is the source of this 2097-nucleotide messenger RNA. RefSeq lists its product as uncharacterized. The record is from RefSeq and is a predicted model, not a curated record. Lineage: Eukaryota; Viridiplantae; Streptophyta; Magnoliopsida; Arecales; Arecaceae. Gene Ontology annotation, cellular component: SAGA complex.
UUUAACGGUCGGAUAAAGCUGAUUUGUCCCCGGCCAAACAUGAGCAGCGUUUAUUGAUGCACGAACGCAAGGGAAAGAAAAACGUUGGGUGGAAAUAUCAAUCCAUCCGGCGAGUCGUUCAGCGACUCCUCCCCCGUUUCUUUGGACGCGCAUACCGACGUUCGUCGGACGCGGCCAAAGCCAAAGCCCAACUUGGCGUCACGGCGAGGCGGAGAGAGAACCAGCGACGAAGAAAGAAAGCCGGGUUCUUGCUUGCUUUUCGUCGAACGGGAAGGAGGAAAAGGGGAAAAAAAGGGAUUGGGAGGAAAAAAAAAAGAAUCGGCAAACCCUAAUCAAAGGCGAGCGUUCUAGCGAUCUAUUCAACUUCUGGUAUUAGAUUUCCAGAUUGCUUGACUCAAUGGUAUGCAAGACUGGGUGUGGAAGAAUGGCUGCCAUGGUGAGGCUUCUCACUGUUCGAAGUUGUCCAGAAAUUACACCAGAAAAAGACAGCUAUGAGAAGAUUGCUGCUCAGACCAUUCAUAAGGAGUUUCAUGAUGCAGAUGAGGCAAAUUUACUUGAAGAAGAAGAUAUGCAUGUCUUUGAUUGUAGACCACUGACAGAUCCCUUGCACCUGGUUUGUUGCAAUGCUUGCAAGAAGCCAGUCAAAGCCAGUCAAUAUGCAGCUCAUGCAGAGCGCUGUAGGUCAUUAAACUCUAUGAAAGACAUUAUUCUGGAGCUUGAUGGUAGUUCUGGUCAUAAGAAGCCUCCAAGGAAGGGGAGAAAAAUAUCACAAGCAACUAAUGGCAAUCAACGAAAAACUGUAGAAGAGCAAGAAAAAUCUGAGUCAAUGGAUGGGAAUGCUCUUGGUGUUUCAGAAUCAAAUUUUGAUAACCAGAGUGGCAUGCUAUCUUCACACUCUGGAGAAUCUCAAAGGACACCAGCAUCAGUUGAUCAUACCACAGCACUUGAUGCUUCUGAAAUUGGCAUUGGAGGCAGGGAAUAUUACAAGAUAUCAAAUGUGGAAACAGAAGUACCUUGUACUACUCUGAAUGGAUAUCAGAAGGCUGGACAAAUCCUUGAAAAUGGUGUAAUUUAUAAGGAGUAUCUUCGGAGUAAUGCUCCCAUUCCACUGGCUACCAAAAUUUAUCACUUGCAAGGGAACAAUCAUCUCCGGUUAGAACUGGGCCAUCUAUACCGCGAGGCAUGUGCAGAACAGCAUGGCAAUGAUUCCUUAAGUCCACAAUCAAUGCAGGACAAGAGUAUGAUGUCUACUCAAGUCUCCUCUUCUAGUAAAUUAUUGUGUGAGGUUCACAGGAAUGACGUUCCUCAAACGAAGAAACAGAGAGAUAUGUACUCCUCGGCUGCUGUUUGGAACCCUGAGCAGGUUCUAGCACAAAGUUCAGAACUAUUAUUGGGAACCUCAGGAGCAUUACCAUCAGCUGUAAGUUCUCCAAAUCAUUUCAGAGAGAACAGAUUUUUGAAACCUGAAGUAGCUGCAGCUUCAAUGGGUGUCAUGAAAACCAGAUAUCAUUCUGCACAAUAUUCAUAUGCUGCAAAAUCAGGUUUGCCCCUGGGAACAAUGCAGAAGACGAAUGGGCGUGUUUCUGUGGUUUAACCAUCCAAGACUUUCUCACAAGGGAAGGGUGAUUUUGUUGUACAUCCCCUGUCAGAAUAGUUGGAUAAAUGGUGGAACACAUUAAAGUUGUUUUCUUUUCUUUUUGCUUUUUUGGGCAUUGCAUUAUGAUAGAUUAAUUUAUUUCAUUAACGAUGUCUAGGAUGCAUGGGCUUAUGGUUGUUGAAUUGCCUAUCUUCCAUCUAAUCAGAUGUGGGUUCUCUCAGUGGAAUGAUUAUGCUGCAGCCCUCACAUAGGUCAAAAUGGUGAUUAGUUGGCCGCUAUCAAGACUGUACCAUCAAGUUGUGAGAAAUGGCUCACAAAUUGAUGGUCCCUUCCUGGUGGAACUGAUUCUUGCCCCUAUGGGACAUUUUUGGUUUUUUAAAUUAUACAAUUGUGCAGAGGAAGAUGGAAUGGUGAUUGAAUCUGGUAUGAUCCAUAGGACGUUGACCUAUGAAUAGUUUUGUUGUGCAUCCCUGUCAACAUAUUUAGUACUUUAUAUGUUU